Bombina bombina (fire-bellied toad) is the source of this 2263-nucleotide messenger RNA. RefSeq names its product solute carrier family 25 member 21 (gene SLC25A21). The coding region runs from base 197 to 1096 and encodes 299 amino acids. The transcript is spliced from 11 exons. The record is from RefSeq and is a predicted model, not a curated record. Lineage: Eukaryota; Metazoa; Chordata; Amphibia; Anura; Bombinatoridae.
GUAGCUCAACUAUCUUUUACAUGGAUAGAAAGGUCAACAAUGAAAUUGCAUGAUUCAUGAAUGCAUUUCAGUGUAAAAUAGAAGCCUUUGGCAAUAUACUUUCAUACAAAUCAAAUGUGCAAGAAUGUAUUAAGGCAAACAUCCAUUCACGUCUGCCCGGCUACGAAUCAGUGUGAUAGCAAAUUCCUCACUAACCAUGCCUGCUUCAUCCCCUGUUAGUUUUUGGACAGAGGCAUCUCAGCAGGUCCUGGCUGGAGGAUCAGCAGGUCUUGUAGAAAUUUGCCUGAUGCACCCUCUGGAUGUGGUGAAGACUCGAUUUCAGAUUCAGAGAAAUAAUGUGGAUCCAUCUAGUUACAGAAGCCUGGGGGACUGCUUCAAGAAAAUCUAUUGCGCUGAAGGGCUACUUGGUUUCUACAAAGGAAUCCUUCCUCCUAUCCUGGCUGAAACCCCAAAGCGAGCAGUAAAGUUUUUCACCUUUGAACAAUAUAAAAAGCUGCUGGCCCCCCUGUCUCUGCCACCUGCAUGGGUAUUUGCAAUUGCUGGACUGGGAUCAGGACUGACUGAAGCCGUUGUUGUUAAUCCUUUUGAGGUGGUAAAGGUCGGACUACAAGCUAACAGGGACGCAUUUGCCCAGCAACCAUCCACCUUUGCUCAAGCACGCCAUAUUAUCCGAACAGAAGGCUUAGGGCUCAAAGGGCUCAACAAAGGUCUAACCGCCACAUUAGGACGACACGGAGUCUUCAAUAUGAUUUAUUUUGGAUUUUAUUUCAAUGUGAAAAAUGCAGUUCCUGACAGCAAGGAUGCCAGACUGGAAUUCGUAAGAAAGUUCACAAUUGGUUUAGCCUCAGGGACACUGGCCUCUACCAUUAACAUCCCUUUCGAUGUAGCCAAGAGUCGGAUUCAGGGGCCACAACCUGAACUGGGCGUGAUUAAAUAUCGCAGCUGUUGGAAGACCAUAGUUACUAUUUAUAAGGAAGAAGGGUUUCUGGCACUUUAUAAAGGACUCCUCCCCAAAAUCAUGCGACUUGGUCCAGGAGGCGCAGUGAUGCUGUUGGUGUAUGAAUACUCUUAUGCUUGGCUACAGGAGCAUUGGUGACGUGGUGGACAAACAUCGCUUUAAUCUGUUUAAUUACCAAGAUUCACAGGAUCUACCCCUCUUACUGAGGGCAUUUUAUUAUAGUGUAAUUGAUUGAAAUUUAUGUAAAAUAGUGUUGCUUCUGCUGGUUUCUAAUAUGUUUUCCAGAUUUAGCCCUUUAAUUGUGAAUUUACACGCAGCAUAUUCUUAUUUUGAGUGGAUUUUUCUUCGCUAGCUGACAUGAAUUCCGGUUUAACUAAAGUCCUCUAAAUCCUAAAGUAGUUUAUAUAUUGAUUAGCCGGCAGUUUUUCCCAUUUGAUUUGUUGAUACUAUAUAUUAAAAAUAACAAGCUUAGUCUAUGGGUGCCUCCCAAAAUGCCAGUUAUAGAUACACUGCGGCCCAUACAUGCAAUUAUAACCUUAAUGUUAAAUACAGAAAAGACAGAGGUAAAAAAAAAGGUAUUCUUAUUAUAUAGCAGUUAUUUUUUUUUUUACAUUUACAGAAAUUUUAACAGACUGCAUACUUGCCGGUUAUAGAAAACAUUACUAUUGAAUUAUAAAAUAAAUAAGCUACAACAUUUACCUAGAAAGUAAUGGGUUUGCCCAAAUCUUGCAUCUUUCUGUAUGUGAAUUUAGGAUGUCAGCAUUGGAUACUAUUUACAUUUCUCUGAUAUUAAGUUAAAUUAAACCUUUUUUAAGGUUUCAUUUAUCUCAUACUCCACACUUAUUGUAAAUAGAUUCUUGCAAUUGGUUUUACAAUUUUGCUAGUUGGUUUUACUGUCUUCCAAUGAGAUGAAUGGCUAAGUCUGGCUAAAGCUACUGUUGCAAGGGGAUUUCAAUGCAUGCACUUGCCAAAUUAGUAUUUAUUCCAGUUUCUAUGAAAACAUCUCAUAAUUACUAUUGAAUUGUAGUGUGAAGCCAUAUAGAUAAUUCAUUAGAACUGUCAAGAACUUGAACAAAUUUAAACCUUGCCAGUGUUAUAGACAGUUAGUGACUCUCUCACAGAAAUUGUUACAAAUAAUUACAAACUUAGGGCUACCUCCUGGAAAAGGUAUUAGAAGUCAUUAAAUCUCUUGAAUAAUAUUUUAAGAGGAAUGUUUCUUACUAAUAAACCACUGCCGCUUUUUAGUUUACAUUGUUUUUCUAAUUUUGCUCAUUAUUUUAAAUAAAUACAAUUUCAUUUGUACAA